AUGUCCCUCUCUUCGUCCACCCUCUCACUCAAGUUUAUGCAGCGGGGCAAAGCCCCCGCCGGCAACGCCACCCCGUCAAAAAACACCAACAAGGCCGGGCAACAUCCCACCCCCUCCGCCUCUGCCGGUCCCUCCACUUCCAACUCUCCCGCUCCCGCUUCCCUCAUCACACCAAACUCGACAGACAGACCGGAGGAGGUCUCACAGACGCUGGCUAGGGAGGAAGCGGCGAAAUGGUAUAUCCCCCGGCCAAACAAGCCUGCCACUGCUGGUGCGGCGCCAAAGAAGGGUGAUGUCAGGGUGGAAUAUGAGGCCUCUUAUGCGCCAUUCCUUCCUGGGUUUGAUGACCAAGAUUCUGAUGAGGAAGAUGAAGAUGCAGGGGAGAGAACAGCGGGAGGAGGAAGGAUGGUGUUUGGCGGGUUUGGAAAGCCGAAAGGGAAAGAGAAGGCCGAAGAUGGUGAUGAUGAGGAUGCGGCCAUGGAUAGCGAGGAGGAGGAAGUGCAGGACAAGAGAGCGAAACCUCGUGUGGAAAAGAGAAAGAGUUUUGCAAAAGACAAGAGAGAGCAGAAAGUCCCUGCCCAACAACCUCCAAAGACAUUCCUUCGCCCUGCCAUGUCUCCCCCACCCUCAAAUCCAAAAUCAAGCUCUUCCCGCCCCAAGUCUUCCACCCAAAGCGUCUCGUCUCUGAAACAAGAACCCAACACUGCUUUAUCGUCCAAAAAGCACAAAGCGUCAAAGAGACCAGCUCCGCCCGAAUCCCCUCAGACGAGUUUUACUGGGUCCGGGGCGGGGGUCAAGAAGGCAAAGAUUGAGCCGGAGGGGGGCAAGCAGAAAGUGAAGAAGGAGAAGAGUGGCGGUGGGGGUUCGCUGGACGACAGAGAGAAGAUGAUGAAGGCGCAGAAGAAGGCAGAGAAGCGGAGAGCCAAGGAGGUGAAGGGACUGUAG
Messenger RNA from Cryptococcus wingfieldii CBS 7118, 945 nucleotides. RefSeq lists its product as hypothetical. The transcript is spliced from 2 exons. Lineage: Eukaryota; Fungi; Basidiomycota; Tremellomycetes; Tremellales; Cryptococcaceae. The record is from RefSeq and is a predicted model, not a curated record. Bases 1 to 945 code for a protein of 314 amino acids.